AACUCGAAUGAACGCCUCAUUUUUUGCUAGCUUCGCCCCCGAUCAUUAAUAGCCGUACACUACUUGUUUCCAAAUAUAUUACUUUGAUCUGAAUAAACUUUAAAAAUUUAUAAAGAAUUGAUAGGGAACAUAGUGGAGGGGAGGAGGGAGUAAGAAGAAGAAAAAGAUAUGAAAAUUGUGUGGGUGGGAGUGGCGGCCUCUUAUCUCUUUCAAAACAGAUAAAGGGAAACUGUUAAUAGGAGCUGAUGAUGAUAAUGAUGGGAUUAACAUGAUACAGAAGUGAGUAACAUGGCUAUGGCUUUGGCAUUGCCUUCUUCAGCAUCCUCAUUUCUUUCCUCUUCUUCUUCUACUACUCAAAAACAAGCUUAUUUCACCUCAUCAAGAAAGUCCCUCCAUCGCUUUGUCAUUCGUUCUACUCUCUCUGAUCCCUCUGCUGCUCUCUUCCUAGCCUCCAAACAUGCAGUGGAUUCGUAUGUGAAGAGUGGUAUGGUAGUUGGACUGGGUUCAGGUCAUGCUUCUGCAUUGGCUAUACACUAUCUUGGUCAGCAACUCCGAGCUGGUACUCUAAAAGAUGUCACUGGCAUUCCCACAUGUGUUGGCAGUGCAAGUGAAGCAGCAAAGGCAGGAAUCCCCUUGGAACAGUAUGAUGAUAGUUAUAAGAUUGAUCUAGCAUUUGAUGAAGCUGACAUUAUGGAAGAAGAAACACUUGCUGCAAUCAUUGGUCGUCGAAAACUGCAGGGUGAUGAUUCUAUAAUUAAAGAAAAGACUAUUUUGGAUGCAGCUGAUCAACUAAUAUUUAUUAUAAAGGAAAAACAAUUCAAGGGCAGUGUAGAAGGUUCAAUUCCAGUACUAAUCAAAUCUGUUAAUUGGCUUGAAACAGCCGAAGAAAUAGACGAUCUCUUCCUAGGAGAUGCAGAGGUUUGGAGGAGACCAGCUAUAGGGUAUGCAGGUCCUCUGGGAGGUGAUUUCCCUUUAGUCACUAAAGAAGGGCACAACAUCCUUGAUGUCAUAUUUACAUCUCCAAUUGAAAGCCUUGCUGAAGUGGCUAAAAUCCUUGAUCAAAUUGAUGGUGUUGUGGAACAUGGUGUUAUCUUCAGGAAACAGUGCACAGCAAUCAUUGCCUCAGAAGAUGGACUGCAAAUCGUCGAUAAUAGAGUUCAGAUGGAAUCAAGCAACCUUUAAUGGAGAAAAGUUUAGCAUUGUUGAUGCUGUAAUUUUGAAGUCUUAUCACUCUCCACUUUGUUCUAUUUCAAUUGUUCCGUAACAUUUUAAAGCAGAAGAAGGCUCGAGAUCUCUGGGUCAUAUUUUAUGUUCUGAAUGCUUGGUUAAAGUAUAGUAUGUUUUUACAAUUUGUUUUCAAAGUAGGAAAGAAGAAAAGUGUAUGCAAGAAUGUAAAUAGAGAUAAGACUUGCUUUGUCCCCCUUGAUUAAAAGAUCAUCUGAACAUGAAGUUUUCUUCUCUUCA
Capsicum annuum is the source of this 1464-nucleotide messenger RNA. RefSeq names its product probable ribose-5-phosphate isomerase 4, chloroplastic. Gene Ontology annotation, molecular function: ribose-5-phosphate isomerase activity. Gene Ontology annotation, biological process: pentose-phosphate shunt, non-oxidative branch. The coding region runs from base 289 to 1182 and encodes 297 amino acids. The transcript is spliced from 9 exons. Lineage: Eukaryota; Viridiplantae; Streptophyta; Magnoliopsida; Solanales; Solanaceae. The record is from RefSeq and is a predicted model, not a curated record.